This is a messenger RNA of Mollisia scopiformis, 354 nucleotides long. Its product is annotated as ankyrin. The annotation marks the transcript as partial. The record is from RefSeq and is a predicted model, not a curated record. The transcript has a single exon. NCBI's taxonomy places the organism in Eukaryota, Fungi, Ascomycota, Leotiomycetes, Helotiales, Mollisiaceae. Gene Ontology annotation, molecular function: protein binding.
AUAUUGAGGAAAUUACUCAAAGUUGGAGCGACAAUCAAAGAUGCCGAAACGCUUCAUGGAAUGACGCCUCUCCACGUCGCAGCCAGAGAAGGACAUUCAGAAACAACAAAAGUCCUUAUUGAGAACGGCGCUGAUAUAAUGGCAAAGGCUAAAUUUGGCCGAAUUCCCCUUCAGACCGCAUCGGUCUACGGACAUCCUAACGUGGUGAAGGUGCUGAUAAAGGCCAAAGUUGAGGUCAACUAUCUCGAUGAAUUCAAGGACAAUGCCUUAGAUCUCGCAACUCAUUGGGGAAAUUUCCAGGUUAUAGAAGCACUAGUGGAAGGCAAUAUUGAGAUAGAUCGUCGCGACAAGGAA